Penicillium canescens is the source of this 1146-nucleotide messenger RNA. RefSeq names its product TauD/TfdA dioxygenase family protein. The transcript is spliced from 4 exons. NCBI's taxonomy places the organism in Eukaryota, Fungi, Ascomycota, Eurotiomycetes, Eurotiales, Aspergillaceae. Gene Ontology annotation, molecular function: 2-oxoglutarate-dependent dioxygenase activity. The coding region runs from base 1 to 1146 and encodes 381 amino acids. The record is from RefSeq and is a predicted model, not a curated record. Gene Ontology annotation, cellular component: cytoplasm.
AUGACAGGACAACAGUAUCCGCAGCCGAUGCGGCAAUCAGGCUCUCUUGACCAGUUCGAAAAGUUCGAAUUGACUCCGAUCCUGGGUACAGAGUUUCGUCAGGUUGAUGUGACAGAGUGGUUGACUAGCCCUGACUCCGACCGCCUGCUGCAAGAUCUCGCAAUUCUUAUUGCCGAGCGCGGUGUGGUGUUCUUUCGCGGACAGACGAACCUUGACAACGAGCGUCACAAGGAGCUGAUCAACCGAAUUGGAGCUCUCGGCGGCAAGCCUAAAGAUAAUGGACUCUAUGUUCACCCAUUGUACCAGAUUCGCCAAGAGCCAGAUCCUGAACUCCAGCUUCUCAACCCGGAGGGCGUCAUCAAAAUCUACGGCAAGACGGCCAAAGGCGACAAGAAGCAGUCGGGUAUCAACGAAUGGCACACGGAUAUUUCUUUCGAGGCGAAUCCACCAGAUUACAGUAGUUUGCGCUUGACAGACCUUCCUCCAGGAGGAGGUGGAGACACACUCUGGGCCUCUUCCUACGACGUGUAUGACAAGCUCAGCACUCCCUAUCAGAAAUUCUUCGAGGAUCUGACCGCCACCUACUCACAGGAGGCUUUGAACCAAGUGGCAGCCUCCAAGGGUACUACCAUCUUCCAGGGCCCUAGGGGCUCCCCCGCCAAUACGGGCUCAGCCUUGACUUCAGUCCACCCCGUGGUGCGAACCCAUCCUAUCACUGGAUGGAAAGGAGUGUUUGCAUUGGGAGUGCAUUGUCAUCAUAUCAACGAUGUCACCAAGGUAGAGAGUGAUGAGAUUCUAGAGAAGAUCAUUCAUCUCGUUGCGCUGAAUCCAGACCUGCAAGUCAGAUUCCGGUGGGAGAAUUCCCACGACAUUGCUAUUUGGGACAACAGAGCCGUUUACCAUGCGCCCAUCCAGAAUCAUGUUGGAAAGCGCCGCGGUUGGCGUGUUCUCUCCGUAGGAGAACGCCCAUAUCUCGACCCGACCAGCGUAUCCAGAGCGGAGUAUUUAGCUAGUCUCGCAGAAAGGGAGAAUGGUACUGCGGAGGCCAAGAAAGAUACGGCUGCUGAUUCUAUCGAAGGUCCUCAUAAAUUGGGAAAUGGCAGCAAUGGCCGGGUUGAAGCUGCUUCGAGUGUCGCUAUCGAGUGA